UACGUCCGUAUCGUAUAAAGAAAUUCCCAAUCGACCAGGUUCGAAACGCCGGAGAGGCAACUAUAUUCUUCAUUCUUCACGCUUAAUUCUCCUUUGACAGAAUUAGUUUUCCUGAAAAGUCUGAUGUUAUCGGUCUUCAGGGAGCGCGGAUUCGUUUCACACACUGUUUGGAUCUAAGAAAUACUUAAACAUCUCUUGAAUUCAAAGGCCGUAACAAUGGAGACCGUGAAGGCAAUGUUGAAGCCGAAGCCAACUCCACAGCAACAAUUGCGCGAGUGGCAGAGGCGUCUCAAACAGGAGUCCAGAAAUAUCGAUCGCCAAGUCCGUGAUAUUCAGCGUGAAGAAAAAGCUGUGCAGAAAGCAAUUAAAGAAGCAGCAAAGCGAAAUGACAUGACAUCAGCAAAGGCUUUGGCAAAGGAAAUUGUAAGAUCGAGACGAGCAGUGCAACGUCUAUAUGAAAAUAGGGCACAGCUGAAUUCAAUAUCUAUGCACCUAGGAGAAAGUGUUGCGACUGCUCGAGCUGUUGGACAUUUGUCAAAAAGUACAGAGGUUAUGAAGCUUGUGAAUGGUCUCAUGAAGGCUCCAGAAGUGGCUUCUACAAUGCAAGAAUUUACGAAAGAAAUGACCAAGGCAGGAGUCAUUGAAGAGAUGGUGAAUGAUUCAGUUGAUUCUGCACUAGAUUCUGAGGAUAUCGAAGAAGAAACUGAGGAGGAAGUCGACAAAGUAUUGAGUGAGAUUGCUGGGGAGACGGCAGCUCAAUUGCCUGCAACUACACGAAGGGAGAAGAUGAAACAGCCCGCUCAUGAGGAAAUGAAGCCUGGAGAGCAACAAGCUGUUGCUGAGGGUGUUGAUGAUGAACAAGAAAUGGAAGAGAUAAGGGCACGGCUUGCGAAUGUUCGCUCAUAGAUAAGAAUGUUAUGUGAAUCAGAGAAAACUGAUACUUGUGUAUUCUAAGUAUAUUUCACUCUUAAUGAAGUUAUCUGAUCUAUAACUGAGACUGACAUUGAGUUCCGGAGCUUUGGAAUGCACCAAAGGAACUUGUGAAGAUUUAAGGAGUAAAAAUUUAUCAGCACCAAGUAAAACAGCAAGUAUGAAGAGGAUCCCAUGUAUUGAAGCUUUGAACAUUUAGGUGGUAUUCACUAGUUUUUCAUUU
This is a messenger RNA of Cryptomeria japonica (Japanese cedar), 1153 nucleotides long. RefSeq names its product vacuolar protein sorting-associated protein 24 homolog 1. Gene Ontology annotation, cellular component: multivesicular body; ESCRT III complex. Lineage: Eukaryota; Viridiplantae; Streptophyta; Pinopsida; Cupressales; Cupressaceae. Gene Ontology annotation, biological process: protein transport; late endosome to vacuole transport; endosome transport via multivesicular body sorting pathway. The transcript has 6 exons. Bases 217 to 906 code for a protein of 229 amino acids. The record is from RefSeq and is a predicted model, not a curated record.